AUGCAAUCUGCAGCUCGGCACAAGCUGCUCGAAGGUGAUGGGAUGGGCAGAGCAACCGGGGAUGCAGGAAAAGGUGAGCUGUUCUGCACUGGAUCAGGGAGACCAGUGUCUGUCAGCGAGAGGGCUAUAAGGAGGGCCAGGGCGUUGGUUGGGGAGGAGGUGGAGAAGGCUGGUAUUAAGAGAAAGCAAUCAUUUGGCGAUGUACCUGAUGUAGAGGGCGAUUUGGGAGAAGUGGAUGCCCCAUUUAGAGGUGGAGUGCAAAACACCACCAUGCCCCCAUUGUUCCAAACUGGAUCAGGAAAAGCGGUCUUGCUGGGCAGGAACUCAAUCCAAAAGGCAAGAGUUGUUUUAGAAGUUAUUUAUAGUGCUGCUGUUGCCGUACAACCAAUGUUCUGUACUGGACUUGGUAGGCCGGUUCCUGUGAACCGGACCUUUAUUGAUAAGGCAAGAGCUGUUUUGGAGGGACAAACAGCUGCAGAACAAGGUGUGGACGGCAUGGAACAGUUUCCGUUGUUCCAAACUGGUUCAGGAAGAGUUGUAUCAGUCAGUUCAGCAUCUGUUCAGAAAGCUAAGUCUGUGUUGAAGGAUAAUAAUACAAGCGAGGAAAAUAUGGAGAGUUUUGGUAGGCCUAACCAGCCUAUGAUGUUCCAAACUGGUUCAGGAAGACCAGUCACGAUCAGUGAAAGAUCCAUUGAGAGAUCUAGAGCUGCGGUGAAUAAGGGAGAUGCGGAAAAGAGUGGACAUUGGGAUACUGGUUGCCAGUUCCCAAUGUUCCAAACAGGAUUAGGGAAGCAUGUUGCUGUGAGCUGGAGCGCAGUUCAGAAGGCAAGGGCAGUAUUGGAGGAAGAAAAAAUUAAAACAACUGGACAUGGAGAUAGCAGUGUUUGUGCCACAACUCUUCAAAGUGAAACGCCAAGGUCUGUUUUGAUGAGUAGCAGUUUGAUCAUGACUGAUAGAAGUGUUACACCAAAUGGAGAUAGUGCAAUGCAAGUCACUCGAAUGGAGAAAAAUCAUGAGGGUGGCAACCACUUGCCGUUGUUUCAAACUGGGUUAGGGAGGUCAAUUGCUAUAAGUAAGAGCUCAGUUAAGAGGGCAACUGCAGUUCUAGAGCCAAGGAAUAUUGCAAAGGAAUUGGAAGAUGAAGCUCAUUUAGAUGGUGGCCAUGACACUUCCAUGUUCAAAACUGGAUUAGGAAGGUCUACCUUGGCAAGUGAUGGCUGUAGAAAUGAAUUGUGUAUCUUAGAGGCUGAAGAAGCAGUCAAAAGUGUAAACAAUUGCAAUGGAGAAGCCUUUGUUGAAGAGGCAGCGUUCCAAGCUGGAAUACAAAAGUUUGUACCCCAAAAUAGAAGUUCAAGUCAUAAGGCCAGUAUGCUUUUGGAGCAACGAAACUUCAUGGAGAAAGGUAGUUUUUGGAAUUAUUGGGUUAUAUAG
Molecule: messenger RNA, 1431 nt
Organism: Triticum turgidum subsp. durum (durum wheat)
Lineage: Eukaryota; Viridiplantae; Streptophyta; Magnoliopsida; Poales; Poaceae
Source: the annotation of a GenBank genome assembly